Panonychus citri (citrus red mite) is the source of this 1695-nucleotide messenger RNA. RefSeq lists its product as uncharacterized. Gene Ontology annotation, biological process: DNA replication. Lineage: Eukaryota; Metazoa; Arthropoda; Arachnida; Trombidiformes; Tetranychidae. The record is from RefSeq and is a predicted model, not a curated record. The coding region runs from base 1 to 1695 and encodes 564 amino acids. The transcript is spliced from 2 exons. Gene Ontology annotation, molecular function: nucleotide binding; DNA binding; DNA-directed DNA polymerase activity.
AUGAUUGUUUCAUGUGUGCGGUGCUCAUUGGUCUACAAAUCAAGUAAAAACUGUGGGCGAAUUAGCAGUUAUACACAAUAUAUAAAACAGUAUGACUUCUCUAAUGUUCGUGGUAUUGUUCUAUCGACAACAUUGAAGAUUUCAAAGAAAAACAACAUUUCCGUCAACGUAUAUACUUGCUAUCCAGAUAGCAAAGCUGUUGUUCCUCUCAAAAUCUGUAAUCUAGAAAAGGAAAAACACGUCGAUCUGUUUUUGUAUAAUCAACAUUAUUAUACAAUUGCACAUUUCAAUAGAUUAGCAUCACAUAAUGAUAAAAGAGCAAGACACUUCUGUAAACGUUGUUUUUGUUCGUUCCGAACAAAAGAAAGAUUGUUGUUCCAUACAAAUGAAUGUCAAAAAACAACAGCACAAAGACUGAUUUUACCUGAUGUCAAUAAUUCAACACUCAAGAGAAACCAAUAUCGUAAAGAAGUUCAAUUUCCAGUUAGUAUUUAUGCUGACUUUGAAACCUUGAAUGUUAAAAACGAGAGUGAACCUGAUGAAGUCAGUGACUUAGUCCCUUGUAGUUACGGGCUAGUUGUUGUUGAUUGGAACGGUGUUAUUAUCUGUAGUGAUUUUUACCUUGGUGAUGAUGCAGGUAAAAAGUUCUUAGAAAAAAUCAUAAGCUUAGAACCUUUCAUUCGUGAUCAUAUUGUACAGAAUAUCAAACCUCUCUCGUUAACUUACGAUGAAGAAAAACAAUUCAAAGAAGCAACCACGUGUCACAUUUGUUCCAAACCAUUAGGAUCUGAUAUUCGUGUUCGUGAUCAUGAUCAUCUCACUGGUAAAUUCAGGGGUGCAGCUCAUCAACCCUGUAAUCUAGAGUAUCAAGUUCCGACACAAAUUCCAGUUGUUUUUCAUAACUUGAAAAACUUUGAUGGUCACAUAAUCAUCAAAGCUCUUGACUCAUCAAUGUUCAAAGAGAAACCUCAAAUUAUUGCUCAUUCAACAGAAAAAUUUAUCGGUUUCAUCAUUGACAAUUUCAAGUUCAUGGAUAGUUUUGCUUUCCUCUCAGCAAGUUUGGAUGCUCUGUCAGCCAAUUUAACAACUGAUGAUAAAUUAUUCUAUCUGAAUCAGAUAUUCACAGAAGAGGUUUACAACCACGUGAAGGAUGUUUGGAUUAGCUUCGAUUGUACAUCAUUAAGAGAUCUCCAUGACAUAUACCUUAAAACUGAUGUCGUACUAUUAGCUGCAAUAUUUGAAAAUUUCCGAAAGAUGGCAAUUAAAAGUUUCGGUAUUGAUCCUCUUCAUCAUUUUUCAUCCCCUGGUCUCACUUGGGCUGCAGCUCUAAAAACAACAUCAAUUGAACUUCAGAUUUUUUCUGAUGUCGAUAUGUUGUUGAUGAUCGAAUCAGGUAUCCGAGGUGGUUUGACUAUGGUAAGUCAGAGAUAUGCAAGAGCUAAUGACCCUGAAUUACCCGAUUACAAUCAAACAGAAUCUAAAAGUAAAAUGUUAUACUUGGACGUCAAUAAUCUUUAUGGUUAUGCUAUGUCUCAGUACUUACCUGUGGAUGGUUUUGAAUGGUGUGACGUACCAUUAGAGAUAGUUUUAAACACAGCAGGUUCAGGAAGUGUUGGUUAUAUACUCGAAGUUGAUCUCGAGUAUCCAUCUGAACUUCACGAUUCUCAUUCGGACUUUCCUUUACACAAAAAUUGA